AUGAUCCAAAAAACAAGAAAGAAGAACCAAGAAUCAAGAAUCAAGAACCAAGAAUCAAGAAUCAAGAAUCAAGAAUCAAGAAUCAAGAAUCAAGAAUCAAGAAUCAAGAAUCAAGAAUCAAGAAUCAAGAAUCAAGAAUCAAGAAUCAAGAAUCAAGAAUCAAGAAUCAAGAAUCAAGAAUCAAGAAUAAAGAAUCAAGAUUCAAGAAUUAAGAAUCAAGAACCAAGAAUCAAAAAUCAAGAAUCCAAGAAUCCAAGAAUCAAAAAUUAUGUCUAUGCUUUCGAGUGUGAAAAUGAAGGCUAUUUUGCUGACCCAAAUGAUUGCACUCUUUUUUAUCGCUGUGUCGGAUCAAAUUCAGGAUAUACAAAAUAUAGUUUUGAGUGUGGUAACCAAACAGUUUUUGAUGAAGAUUUGAUUGCGUGCGUUCAUUUAAGUGAUUCAAAACGACCCGAGUGUCGCAAUAUGUAUAACGAUGUUCACAAUGAUAAUUUAAUGAUGUCAGAUUUAGAUGAAACGCAGCCAGCAAAAGAUGAGCCUGAAAUGACUACAAAAAAACAGUCACAAACUACAAAAAGUCAAACAACAUCUACAUCGACACCAAAAAAGGAAUCUUCAUCGACAACAUCAGCACCAGAAGACUUUUCAAAUGAAUGUACAGAAGCGGGAUACAUGCGAGAUCAAAAAGAUUGUACAAAAUUCUAUAGAUGUGUAGACGAGGGAGUUGAUGGAGAAUUUACAAGGUAUGAAUUCCAGUGUGGACCUGGAACAGCAUGGGAUAGUGAUAAAGAAACAUGUAAUCAUCGUGAUCAAGUAAACUGUGAUAAUCAAUUAGACCAAACAAUUACAUACACAGAAACACAAAAUUCCUCCAUGGCAUCAUCAAAUCAGGCUGCAAAUAGCGCUAGUACAAGUUCAACGACAACACAGAAUGGAAACACGGUGACGCAAAACAAUUCUACAUCUUCAAUGAAUAGUAUGAGUAGCAUGAAUAGCAAUAGCAAUACAUAUUCAAAUACGACUACGAUUUCGGGUAAUGGUAAUCAAUCAGGUAGCAGUCAGUCAUCUCAGUCAAGUAACAGUCAAUCAUCCAGCAGCAGUAGUUCUUCAUCAUCAUCUUCUACAUCAAGCAGUAGCACACAAUCUUCAAAUAAUAAUCAAUCGGGUGGUUCAUCUGGAAAUAACCAGCAAUCUAGUGGCUCACAGUCUUCGAACAAUAAUCAAGGAUCCUCAAAUAAUAACCAACAAUCUAGUGGUUCUCAGUCUUGGAACAAUAAUAAUAAUAAUAAUAACAAUAAUCAGCAGUCUUCGGGCAAUAAUCAAGGAUCCUCAAACAAUAAUAAUAAUCAGCAAUCUAGCAAUAACAACCAACAAUCCAGUGGUUCUCAGUCUUCGAAUAACAAUAACAAUAAUUAUAAUCAGCAGUCUUCGAACAAUAAUCAAGGAUCCUCAAACAAUAAUAAUAACCAGCAAUCUAACAAUAACAACCAACAAUCCAGUGGUUCUCAGUCUUCAAAUAAUAACCAGGGAUCGAGUAGUAACAACCAACAAUCCAGUGGUUCUCAAUCUUCGAACAGUAAUAAUAACAAUAAUAAUAAUCAGCAGUCUUCGAGCAAUAAUCAAGGAUCUUCAAAUAAUAGCCAACAAUCCAGUGGUUCUCAAUCUUCAAAUAAUAAUAACAAUCAACAAUCUAGUGGUUCCCAGUCUUCGAAUAAUAAUAAUCAACAGUCUUCGAACAAUAACCAGGGGUCCUCAAAUAAUAACCAGCAAUCUAGCGGCUCUUCCAAUAAUAAUAAUCAACAAUCCUCGAAUAAUAACCAAGGAUCUUCAAAUAAUAAUCAAGGAUCUAGUAGUAAUAAUCAACAAUCUACUGGUUCUCAGUCGUCGAACAAUAACCAGGGGUCCUCAAAUAACCAGCAAUCUAGCUCUUCCAAUAAUAGUAAUCAACAAUCCUCGAAUAAUAACCAAGGAUCUUCAAAUAAUAAUCAAGGAUCUUCAAAUAAUAACCAAGGAUCUUCAAAUAAUAAUCAAGGUUCUAACAGUUCUCAGUCUUCAAAUAAUAACAAUAAUAAUCAGCAGUCAUCGAACAAUAAUCAAGGAUCCUCAAACAAUAACCAGCAAUCUAGCGGCUCAUCCAAUAAUAAUAAUCAGCAAUCCUCGAAUAAUAACCAAGGAUCUUCAAAUAAUAACCAAGGUUCUAACAGUUCUCAGUCUUCAAAUAAUAACAACAAUAAUCAGCAGUCUUCGAACAAUAAUCAAGGAUCCUCAAACAAUAACCAGCAAUCUAGCGGCUCAUCCAAUAAUAAUAAUCAGCAAUCCUCGAAUAAUAACCAAGGAUCUUCAAAUAAUAACCAAGGUUCUAACAGUUCUCAGUCUUCAAAUAAUAACAACAAUAAUCAGCAGUCUUCGAACAAUAAUCAAGGAUCAUCAAAUAACAACAAUAAUCAACAAUCCAGUGGUUCACAAUCUUCCAAUAAUAAUCAACAAAAUAGUGGUAACAACCAAGAAUCCAAUAAUUCGCAAUCUUCAAAUAAUAAUAAUAAUAAUAACAAUAAUCAGCAAUCAUCAAAUAACCAAGGAUCUUCAAACAAUAAUCAACAAACCAGUGGUAACAACCAAGAAUCCAGUAAUAAUCAGCAAUCAAGUGGUUCAAACAAUAAUCAAGGGUCAUCGAAUAAUAAUCAAUCUACGGGAUCGGAAUCUUCUCAAUCUGGAAACUCACAAGGAUCAUCAAAUUCAAAUAAUCAACAACAAUCUGGAAAUGAAAACAAUCAAUCCUCUGGUGACAAUAGUAACAAUGGUAGUAAUAAUAAUAAUCAAGGAACAGAUACUCAAACCACAUCUAUGACAAGUUCAAACUCGUCAAUGUCUAGUCAAUCUUCCAUGUCAUCAUCUAGUCAAACAACCGUAACAAAUAAUACAAAUACUAACGAAAAUGAAAACCAAAAUCAACCAGAAACGACUACAGUAGCAGAAAUUAAUGAAAUUGAAGGUGAACAGUAUGAAACGACCAUGCCACCAGAACCACAGCCUGAAAGUUCGACCACAGAAGCACCAUCAACAACAAGCUCGUCCGAAAGCACUACUCAAUCUAUGUCGAGUUCUGAAAGCAUCACUCAAAGCUCAACGACAAUUUCUUCUGAUAGCACCACUCAAAAGUCAACAACAAGAUCAGCCACUACGUCAAAAUCUACAACAAGCUCCGGUAAAAAGCCUCAAAAAUGUACUGAAGAAGGUUUUUUGGGUGACAAAGACGAUUGCAUGAAGUUCUAUAGAUGUGUUAGUAAUGGAAAUGGAAGCUAUAGAAAAUAUCAAUUUAGAUGUGCCGAUGGAACGAUUUGGGAUCAUAAUAAUUGUAUUUGUAACCAUCCUCGUGAUACAUUUGACACAACAUGUCAGGGAUCAAGUGACACAAGGACAUGUCCAAGACCAACAAGCGAGAAUUCAUCUAAUUCUAAUGAACAGUCUGGAAAUAAUAAUCAGCAAUCUGGAAGUAACCAAACUUCUGGUAGUGGCCAGCAAACAGGAUCAAAUAAUCAACCAUCUUCAGGUAAUCAACAACAAACUAGUAAUAAUAAUCAAUCAACUGGAAACAAUAAUCAAGGAACCACUACUCAGCAACCAGGAAAUAGUAAUCAAGAAUCAUCAAACAAUAGCACAGAAACUUCAACAGUCCCUCCUUGUGGAACUACAACAACUGAUUCAUCAGUUCCUGCUGGACAAAAUGGCAGAUGUGAGAGGUCUGGAUUUAUGGGACAUGAAAAAGAUUGCAAGAAAUUUUACCAAUGUGAAGAGAAUGGCAGUGGAUAUACCCGAUAUGAAUUUACUUGUGCUGAAGGAACGCUUUGGGAUGAUGAUAAAUUAAUUUGUAACCAUUCAAGAGAUAUUAAGAAUCCACGUUGUGGUAUGCCAGAACAAACAAAUGGAAAUGUAGCACAUCAAACUACUAAAAAUCCAAAUGCCAGUUCAUCAACUAAAGAAAUGACCACAAAAGCACCAGAAACAACUAAAAAUUCCGAUUCAAACACUUCUGGAACAACAAAAAGUCCAGAGAGCACUUCAUCAGCAACAACAAGAGCUCCAGAUUCAUCUACAGAAGCUCCAGAGGAGCCAACAGAUGUUGAAGGCGAACAAGCAGUCACAACAACUGAAAGACCACAAAGCACAGGAAACUGUGAAGCCGAGGGUUUCUUUGGUGAUCCUGAAGAUUGUAGGAAAUUUUACAGAUGUGUUAGCAAUGGUGAAGGAUAUUCAAAAUACGAUUUUAUGUGUGCAGAAGGUAGUGAAUGGGAUGAAGACUUACUUACAUGUAAUCAUCCAGAUGAUAUUCAAAAUCAAUCUUGCAAGAAAGGUGGAAGUGAAGAGACAACAACAUCUAAUCCUCAAGGAACUACAAGAACAAUGGCACAAAGUUCAUCUACUCAAGGACAGCCCACACAAGGAUCUACAACUCAGGGUCAGUCCCCACAAGGGUCUUCAACUCAAUCUCCAACAACUCAAGGUUCAACCACACAAGUUCAAUCUUCUCAAAGUACAGGAACUUCACAAUCUCCAGCUACUCAAGGUUCGACCACACAACCUCCAUCUACUCAAAGUUCAGGAACUACCCAAGUUCAAUCAAGUCGACAGAAAUGUGAAAGUAAUGGAUUCUAUCCUGAUGAAAACGAUUGUAGAAAAUUCUAUAGAUGUGCCGAAGAUGGAAAUGGAGGAUAUAAUAGACAUGAAUUUAUGUGUGCAGAUGGAACUGCAUGGAAUGAAGAUAUUACUGCAUGUGAUCAUAUUCAUAAUGUACCUAGAUGUAGCUCUCAGUCAACUCAAUCUCAGCAAACGACAUCAGGUCAACAGCAAACAACUUCGGGAAGUACACAACAAUCUACAACUCUCCAACAGCAAUCCACAGCUUCAAGCUCACCACAACAAACAACAGUUUCAACCUCUAGUUCAUCAUCUCAGACAACAGUUUCACCUUCUAGUUCUUCAUCACAACAGACAACAGCUUCAACCACAAAUCAGCAGCAAACCACUUCGCAACAAACUUCUGGAACGCCAUCUGCACCGGGUGAACAAAAUAACUGUGAUAGCGAAGGAUACUUUGCAAAUGAGAAUGACUGCCAUAAGUUUUAUAGAUGUGUUGAUAAUGGCAAUGGAGGAUAUACUCGUUAUAAUUACGAAUGUGGUGAAGGAACUGCAUGGAAUGAAGAUAUCAGUGCUUGUGAUCAUGCUUACAAUGUUCCAGGAUGUGGAUCACAAAUGCAAUCAUCUACUAUGCCCAGUCAUUCACAAGUUACAGAAGGAAGUGCAAAUGCUCAAACUACUGGUUCUCAAACAACAAGUCAAUUUCAAGGAACCACUUCUAGUUCAACAAAUGUGCAAAAUACUGAAUCAUCUUCACAAAAACCAUCUUCGACCAUAUCGGCAGCUAAUGGUCAAAAUAAAUGCAAUAGCGAAGGAUAUUUUGCUAAUGAAAACGAUUGUCACAAUUUCUAUAGGUGUGUAGAUGAUGGCAAUGGAGGUUAUACUCGUUAUGAUUAUACUUGUGGACAAGGAACCGCUUGGAAUGAAAACAUCUCUGCUUGUGAUCAUGAAUAUAAUGUUGAAAACUGUGGAAAACAGUCUGGAAGUACCUCAACGACUGCUAAACCAACUCAACAAACCACAGCUAAGCCAACACAACAAACCACAGCUAAUCCAACUCAACAAUCUACAGCUAAGCCAACUCAACAAACCACAGCUAAUCCAACUCAACAAACCACAGCUAAGCCAACACAACAAACCACAGCUAAUCCAACUCAACAAUCUACAGCUAAGCCAACUCAACAAACCACAGCUAAACCAACUCAGCAACCUUCAACAACCAGUAGGCCAUCUAGCGGAAAAUGUGAAAACGAAGGUCAGUUCCUUCCUCAUGAAUCAGACUGCCACAAAUUCAUUACUUGUGUAAGCGAUGGAAAUGGAGGAUAUAAAGAAGUUGAAAGAGAAUGUUCAACUGGUACUGCAUGGAAUCAAGAUUUACUUACUUGUGAUCAUGAAGCAAAUGUAGAAGGAUGCUCAUCACAAAGUACGGAAUCUCCAAAAGAAGAAGAAACAACAACUUCAGAGAUUCAAACAACUGGAAGAGAACAACAAACAAGACCUUCAAGUUAUCAAACAACAACAGAUAGUACAGGAUCUCAAACAACAACAGAUAGUCCAGAAUCUCAAACGACUACAGAUAGUGCAGUAUCUCAAAUGACAACAGAUAGUGCAGGACCUCAAACAACAACAGAUAGUUCAGAAUCUCAAACAACAACAGAUAGUUCAGAAUCUCAAACAACAACAGAUAGAUCAGGAUCUCAAACGACUAGUCCAGGUUUUUCAUCUUCAACCGAUUUAAUUCAAGCCACUGAAGAUUCUCAGACAACUGAAAGUUCUCAAUCUACAACGGAAAGCUCUCAAACAACAACUGAUGCCUUACAAACGACCGAUAAUUCACAAACAACUACUGAGUUUUUAAAGGAAGAAACAACUCCUCAAGGAACAACAGACAGUACUCCACAAGGCUCUCAGACAACUGACAAUUCAUGCUCAGAAGGACCAAUGAGCACUAGAGAAUGUACAUCCGAUGGAGAGUUCUUACUUCAUGAAACAGAUUGUCAUAAAUUCAUAACUUGUGUGGAUGAUGGAAAUGGUGGUUUCACCAAGGUUGUAAGAGAUUGUGGAGCUGGAACUGCUUGGAGUCAAGAUUUACUCACUUGCGAUCAUGAAGCAAAUGUCGAUUGUUCACAAAAUUCUCAAUGCUUGCAAACAACAACUGAAAGUUCACAAACUACAACCGAUAAUGUUCAAACUACCACAGAAAAUCAAGGAACUUCAACAGACUCUAUACAAACUACAAUUGAGAGUCAACAAACCACAACUGAAGGAUCUCAAUCUACUACAGAGUUACCAAAAGAAGAGUCUACAUCUGAAAAUUCACAAGAGACCAUUACAAGUCCACAAGAAACAACCGCUGGUCCUCAAGAAACGACAAUCAGCCCACAAGAAACCACAACAAGCUCCCAGGAGACCACUGUUAGUCCACAAGAAACAACAGAUGCCUAUCAAACAACAGAUAGUUCUCAAACAACAACAGAUUCACCUAAAGAAGAAUCAACGACACAAGAAACGAAUUCAACUACCCAAGGAUCGAUCGAUACUACUACACAAGGUUCACAGACAACUGAUAACUCAUGCUCUGAAGGAUCAAUGAGUACUAGGGAAUGUACUUCCGAUGGAGAAUUCCUACCCCAUGAAACAGAUUGUCAUAAAUUCAUAACUUGUGUGGAUGAUGGAAAUAGUGGUUUCACCAAAGUUGUAAGAGAUUGUGGAGCAGGAACUGCUUGGAGUCAGAAUUUGCUUACAUGCGAUCACGAGGCAAAUGUUGAUUGCUCGCAAAACUCUCAAGGCCUUCAAACAACUACAAAUGGAAACGAAGAAACACAAACCACGACUGAAAAGCUGGAAGAAACUACAAAUUCUGUACAAACGACCACUGAAAGUCAACAAACCACAACAGAAAGUUCUCAAACAACUAAUAAUUCUCAAACUACAACGGAGUUACCAAAAGAAGAACCAACGACAGAAACUUCUCAGACAACUACUGAAAAUUCAUUAGAGACGACAGGAAGUUCACAAGAAACUACAGAUACCUCUCAAACAACUGAUAAUUCACAGACUUCCACUGAGUCAUCUAAAGAAGAAUCAACUACAAUAGAAACAGAUUCGACUACACAAGGGUCACAGACAACUGAUAGUUCAUGCUCUGAAGGAUCGAUGAGCUCAAGAGAAUGUACAUCCGAUGGAGAGUUCUUACCUCAUGAAACAGAUUGUCAUAAAUUCAUAACGUGUGUGGAUGAUGGUAAUGGUGGAUUUAAUAAAGUGGUUAGAGAUUGUGGAGCAGGUACUGCUUGGAGUCAAGAUUUACUCACUUGCGAUCAUGAAGCAAAUGUUGACUGUUCACAAAACUCCCAAUGUCCAAAAGAAACUACUGAAGGAAUUCAAACAACAACUGAAAGUUCACAAACUACUACAGAUGGCUCACAAACUACUACUGAAAGUCAGGAAUUAACUACAGAAAGCUCAGAAACCACUAUAGAAAGUUCACAAACUGCCACAGAUAGCUCUCAAACGACUGAUGGCUCUCAAACUACUACAGAAUCAUCAAAAGAAGAACCAACAACAGAAAUUUCACAAACAUCUACUGAGAGUUCGUUAGAAACGACCAAUAGUCCUCAAGAAACCACUGCAAGUUCUCAAGAAACGACAUUAAACCCCCAAGAAACGACAAUAAUCCCACAAGAAACGACAAUAAGCCAACAAGAAACGACUGGAAGUUCACAAGUAACAACAGUAAAUCCCCAAGAGACUACAGACAAUUUACAAUCAACAGAUGCCUAUCAAACAACAGAUAGUUUACAAACAACAACAGAUUCACCUAAAGAAGAAUCAACGACACAAGAAACGGAUUCAACUACACAAGGGUCAAUUGAUACUACUACACAAGGUUCACAGACAACUGACAAUUCAUGCUCAGAAGGAUCAAUGAGUACAAGAGAAUGUACAUCUGAUGGAGAGUUCCUGCCCCAUGAAACAGAUUGUCAUAAAUUCAUAACUUGUACAAGUAAUGGAAAUGGAGGAUUCACCAAAGUUGUUAGAGAUUGUGGAGCAGGAACUGCUUGGAGUCAAGAUUUACUCACUUGCGAUCAUGAGGCAAAUGUCGAUUGUUCACAAAAUUCUCAGUGCUCCAAAACAACAACAGAUGGACCACAAACGACAACCGAAACUUUAGAAACUAGCACAGAAAAUCAGGAAACUUCGACAGAUUCGCUACAAACCACAACUGAUAGUCAGCAAACCACAACUGAGAGUCAGCAAACCACAACUGAAGGAUCAUCUACUGAACAGACUACUGAUUCUCAAACAACAACAGAAUCUCCAAAAGAAGAGACAACUAGUGAGACUGAAAACACGACGACUGAAAGUUCUCAAGUCACAGGAUAUACAGACACAACUCCUAAAGAACCAUGGACACAAGAAACUACGACGCAAGAAAAUCAAGAAACCACAUCUAUGGCGCCAAAUCAAGAGACCACAACGGUUCAAGAAAAUACAACUCAGCCAGAAGAAACAACUGCGGAAAAUCAAUCAGCAACAGAUUCACAAGUCACAACAGAAGCCCAACCAGAUUCACAGACUACUACGGAUUCACAGACGACAGUAGAUUCUCAAACCACAACCGAUUCUCAAACCACAACCGAUUCUCAAACCACAACCGAUUCUCAAACAACUACAUCUUCAAAUUUCGAAUGUUAUGGUCAAGGAUACUUCCCAGAUCCUGACGAUUGUACGAAGUACUACAUUUGUGAAAAUGACGGUAAUGGUGGAUUUAGAAAGCAUGAAUUCAAAUGCGGCCCAGGAAGUGCAUAUGAAGAAAGUACUCAAACAUGCCAUCAUAUGGAUCAAGUUGCAAGAUGCAAUGGUCAAACAACAACUGAGUCUACAGACACAACCACAACAGAUGGUCAAACUGAUCAAACAACAACAAAAGCAGAGACUGACAAUCCACAGACAACACAAGAAUUACCUCAAACCACCAUAGAAUCGGCUAAUAAAGAAACCACUGAACAACCUAAAGAAGAGACAACAGAAGCUUCAAAAGAAGAAUCAACCACAAGUAUUGAAACUGAAACGACAACAAGCCAAGAAACCACAACUCUUAGUCCAGAUUCAACGACCAAAAAACCAUCAAAUGGAAAUAGCUCAUGUCCAGAAGUAGGAGAAGGUCAAGCUCUUUUCGUCUGUCCAACAGGAUUCCGCAGACAUCCACAAGACUGUAAUAUGUUCUACCAAUGUACAGAAAGUCCUGAAACAUCACAUCUUAGCAUAGUCACAUUUAAAUGUCCAAAUGAGACAAUUUAUGAUGAAGAUGCAAUCAUGUGUAGAGAUAGACGACAAGGCGAUGACUGCCAUUCAAAGAUGAAUGACACAUUAAGGGUAUUGUUUGAUCUUGAGAGUAACAAGUCACCAGCGUAUCAAAUUCGAACGAAGCGUUCUCUCUGUAACGAAAAUGGUCAUUUCCCAUUGGAAGAAGAUGACAUAUGUUCCCCAACAUUCCUCAAAUGUGCUGAAGUAGCAGGUAAAAUGGAGGGUCACGUGUAUCGUUGUCCAAAAGGUUACGUAUAUUGGCAAAAGAGUCGCCGUUGUGAACGUUCAGCCAAAAUACCCGAUUGUAUGCAUAAAUAUACGCAACAGAGACUGGGCGUUCCAGUUGAAUGGAGUAAUUUGGGACAAAGAAAAAGCUUACAGCUUUAACAUAGCAUAGUCGAUGUGGAAGUAGUGUGAAUGGAAAUAUGUAAAUGAAUUCGAUAUAAGAAAAUAAUAAGAAGAAGCGACUUCUCUUCAGCGCAAUGGUGCCUAUAAAAUUGAUAAGAAAAUUAGACUAUAAGACUGUAUAAUUUAUUAAAUAGCUUGAAAGAAAAUGGCAAGCGAAAAUUUUCUUCUCGUACUCUAUUUAUUUUCACACGACGUUUGCCAAGAGAAAUCAUAUUCUCAAUUUUUAUUAACUGACUUACUUUCAUAAUCAUAAGACGAGAUGAAAAUUUUCUUCAUCCACUUUUAAGUCACAUACAAUUUAUAAUUUAUUUGAUCGGAAGACAGAAAAUUUAAUCGAGUGAUUAUAAAUUCUAAAUUUAUAUUCAUUCUGGAAGCUCUGUUCUGUCUUCGUGUAUCGAAUAUCAAUUUUAGUUCUAGUUUUAUGUCAAUUUAUUUAUUUUAAAAAUUUAAUUUAUUUUUCUACUUCAUUAAAUUCUAUUGAAAAAUUCAGGUGAAGGAUACUGAAAAAAAAUCAUAUUUAAUAGACGAAAUUUUUGUGUAGAUUUAUUCCGAUAUCCUGAAUGUGUUGGGUUGAAUUGGAUUAAUAAACGUUGUCCUUGAUUGAAUCGUAGUUCAAUUCUUUCAAUUUUCGAUAUCAUAACUAGAUUAGAAUUCGAACUUUUAAAUUUACCAUCCUAUUAUUCUACAGCUGAGCUAUCGAACCAUAGUCUUAAGUAUGACAAAAUGUCUAACAUAAGUCAGGAUAUCGUCGAAUACUUCUUACUUUUUAGCUUUUCACUAAUUUUACAGAAAUUUUCUGGCAGAUUUAAAUUAUGCUCUCAAUAAACUUUAUUUUGCCAAUUUCUGUAAGAUACUCAAUCAAUUUCCUUGAAUCUCUUCCUUUCUUUCAACGUGCAACUCAGAAAAAAACUUUUAAUUAGUAUUGAAAUUAAUACAUUAAACUCCUUAUCGAUGCUUUCUUCCUCAAGCAAGAAAAGCAAAAAUGCCAGAAACGAAGAGAUUUUUUGAAACAUAAUAACGAUGUAAUAAUAAACGCAGCCAUAUUAAUAAGUUUUUAGCUUAUUGUCAGAAAGUUUUGUGUACUUUGUUAUAAUGAGAAAUUCUACUCAAUUGCAGGCUUUUCAUUUUUUUUUUGUUGAUAGUUUGACGAAUAAGUAAUUUUCAUCCUUGUUUGAUUAAUUUUUGUUCUUUAAUUGAAAAAGUUUUAUUAGAACCUGUUAAAUGUAAAGGAUUUAACUUUGUUGAAUGCAAGGAUUAAUUUUAAAAGAAUUCCUUUUUGUGAUGAAAUUUUUCAUUGUUCAAAGGAAAACUUUUUUGAUGAACUAAAAUUGGUGAACAGUUUUACUAGAUUGAAUUUUAACAUUUUUUGAGGAAAUGUCAAAUUUAUCCAGUGUAAAAACCUUUCUAUAGAAAUCAAACCUAAUUCGUUAAGAGUUUGAAAUUGAUAGGACUGAUUGAUGAAACAUUUCUGUCGCUAGAAAUGCUUCCUUUACUUUGGCUAUCGUUUAAAUACAUACAUUUGGUCUGGUUCUAUACCAAAAGUUAUAAAUGACAUAAAAUAAUAUAUUUGAAAAUAAUUCGCUGUUAAAAAAAUUUAAAAUUCUUAAUAGCCCUCAAAAACUACGAAAAAGUAUGACAACGGUAACGAGGAAAUUUUUUUUAAAGCCUACCGAAAAAUCAAACCACAACGACGACUAAAAUAUUAAAUUCAUCUCAUUAGAAUUUUUUAAAUUGCCUUGAAGUUAAAUAAAUUUUCUGACAAUUUAUCUAAAAACUUGAAUUUAGACGAAAAUAUUUGUAGAUAAAUAUGAAAAUAUAAUUAAAUAAAGAAAAUAUCCGAA
Molecule: messenger RNA, 12188 nt
Organism: Chironomus riparius
Lineage: Eukaryota; Metazoa; Arthropoda; Insecta; Diptera; Chironomidae
Source: the annotation of a GenBank genome assembly